AUGGAGGAGCACUGGGUGCUGCCCCCCACCCCCCGAGAGCCGCUGAGCCCCCGGGCGAGGACGACUCCAGAGGAGGAAGGCUCCCGGGUAGGGCAGCUGGAGCGGGUACGUAUCCGGGUGGAAGAGCAGUCGUUUUGGGUGGAGAAGACCCUGCUGGUGGAGAGCAGCGAGUACUUCCGUGCCCUCUUCCGCUCGGGCAUGAGGGAGAGCACGCAGGAGGAGAUCGGGCUGGGGGAGCUGAGCGCGGCCGGGUUCCUCGCCAUGCUGCGGGUGCUGGCGGGCGAGAGGCCCAUCCUCGGCAGCGAGGAGAUCUUCCAGGCGGUUGAAUGUGCCGCCUUCCUGCAGGUGAAGCCCUUGGCCAAGUACCUGAUCCACUCCAUCAACUCCGACAACUGCAUCUUGCUCUAUCAAGCCGCCGCCAUAUUCGGUCUCCUGGACCUCUUCCACUGCGCCGCACUCUACAUCAGGGACAGCUACGCCGAGCUGGAGGAGUACCUGGACUGCCUCCCCGAUGACCUGCUGGCCUACGUGGAGACCCUCCUGCCCAGCACCUUCGUGGCGGUAGGAGCCCACACGCCCACCUUCGAGUUCCUGGAGGACCUCUCCAGGACCAUCUGCUACCUGGAUGAGGAGACCAACACAUGGAGGACCCUCUCCUGCCUGCCGCUGAGCGCCAGCACGUUCCUAGCCGGCAUGGCAACCAUGGAUAACAAGAUCUACAUCGUGGGUGGUGUCCACGGGGCCAGCAAGCAGGUGGUGGAGAGCAGCUUCUGCUACGACGCCGAUGCCAAUGCCUGGAGUGAGUUCCCCAGCCCUCACCAGCUGCGCUACGAUGUCAGGCUGGUGGGCCACGAGGGCUACCUCUACGCCAUCGGUGGGGAAUACGAGAAGAUCUCACUGAAGUCUGUGGAGAGGUACGACGUGGCCUCCAGCACCUGGACGUUUGUCUCCGACCUGCCGCAGCCAAGCGCGGCGGCACCCUGCGCCCAAGCCAUGGGGCAGAUCUUCGUUUGCUUGUGGAAGCCGCUGGACACCACUGUCAUCUACGAAUACGAGACCCAGCAAGACGCGUGGCUUCCCGUCACCGAGCUCAAACGGCACCAGAGCUACGGGCACUGCAUGGUGGCCCACCGCGACAACCUCUACGUCAUGCGCAACGGCCCCUCGGAUGACUUCUUGCGCUGUGUCAUCGACUGCUUCAACCUGACCUCGCGGCAGUGGACCGCCCUGCCUGGGCAGUUCCUGAACAGCAAAGGAGCCCUCUUCACCGCUGUCAUCAAGGGUGACACCGUCUACACCGUCAACAAGAUGCUGACGCUCCUCUACUCUGUGGAAGAAGAGACCUGGAGGUCCAAGAAGGAGCGGGCGGGCUUCCCACGCAGCGGGUCCCUGCAGACCUUCCUCCUGCGGCUGCCGAGGCGUGACCACAACAUCGCGUCGUAG
Messenger RNA from Leptosomus discolor (cuckoo roller), 1443 nucleotides. It is a transcript of the gene KBTBD13, whose product is annotated as kelch repeat and BTB domain containing 13. Lineage: Eukaryota; Metazoa; Chordata; Aves; Leptosomiformes; Leptosomidae. The record is from RefSeq and is a predicted model, not a curated record. Gene Ontology annotation, molecular function: protein binding. Gene Ontology annotation, biological process: relaxation of skeletal muscle; regulation of the force of skeletal muscle contraction.